Piliocolobus tephrosceles (Ugandan red Colobus) is the source of this 2998-nucleotide messenger RNA. RefSeq names its product glutaminyl-peptide cyclotransferase like (gene QPCTL). Lineage: Eukaryota; Metazoa; Chordata; Mammalia; Primates; Cercopithecidae. The record is from RefSeq and is a predicted model, not a curated record. The coding region runs from base 57 to 1205 and encodes 382 amino acids. Gene Ontology annotation, molecular function: zinc ion binding; glutaminyl-peptide cyclotransferase activity. The transcript has 7 exons.
CUUGGCUGGGCCUAAACUCAAUCGUGCUCUGGUACAGGUUUCAGGGCAAAGCUGCCAUGCGUUCCGGGGGCCGCGGGCGGCCCCGCCUGCGGCUAGGGGAACGUGGCGUUAUGGAGCCACUCUUGCCCCCGAAGCGCCGCUUGCUACCGCGGGUCCGGCUCUUGCCCCUGUUGCUGGCGCUGGCCGUGGGCUCGGCGUUCUACACCAUUUGGAGCGGCUGGCACCGCAGGACUGAGGAGCUGCCGCAGGGCCGGGAGCUGCGGGUCCCGUUGAUCGGAAGCCUUCCCGAAGCCCGGCUGCGGAGGGUGGUGGGACAACUGGACCCACAGCGUCUCUGGGGCACUUAUCUGCGCCCCCUGCUGGUUGUGCGAACCCCAGGCAGCCCGGGAAAUCUCCAAGUCAGAAAGUUCCUGGAGGCCACGCUGCGGUCCCUGACAGCAGGUUGGCACGUGGAGCUGGAUCCCUUCACAGCCUCGACGCCCCUGGGGCCAGUGGACUUUGGCAAUGUGGUGGCCACGCUGGACCCGGGGGCUGCCCGUCACCUCACCCUUGCCUGCCAUUAUGACUCGAAGCUCUUCCCACCCGGAUCGACCCCGUUUGUAGGGGCCACGGACUCAGCUGUGCCCUGUGCCCUGCUGCUGGAGCUGGCCCAGGCACUUGACCUGGAGCUGAGCAGGGCCAAAGAACAGGCAGCUCCGGUGACUCUGCAACUGCUCUUCCUGGAUGGUGAAGAGGCGCUGAAGGAGUGGGGACCCAAGGACUCCCUUUACGGUUCCCGGCACCUGGCCCAGCUCAUGGAGUCUAUACCUCAUAGCCCUGGCCCUACCAGGAUCCAGGCUAUUGAGCUCUUUAUGCUUCUUGAUCUCCUGGGAGCCCCCAAUCCCACCUUCUACAGCCACUUCCCUCGCACGGUCCGCUGGUUCCAUCGGCUGAGAAGCAUUGAGAAGCGUCUGCACCGUUUGAACCUGCUGCAGUCUCAUCCCCAGGAACUGAUGUACUUCCAACCCGGGGAGCCCUUUGGCUCUGUGGAAGACGACCACAUCCCCUUCCUCCGCAGAGGGGUCCCCGUGCUCCAUCUCAUCUCCACGCCCUUCCCUGCUGUCUGGCACACCCCUGCGGACACAGAGGCCAAUCUCCACCCGCCCACGGUACACAACUUGAGCCGCAUUCUGGCCGUGUUCCUGGCUGAAUACCUGGGGCUCUAGUGCCCUCGGCCAAUGCCUGUGGAGAGGACUGUGAGAGAGAAGGUCCCACCGGGGGCCAGUGAAGCUCAGGCGGGAUCUGCCUAGAGUGUGCUGGCUUGUUGUUUUCACACCUUUGUCUCCUAAUUGUGCUACAACUGGAAGACCUUCUUUCUUUUGAUUGUCUCAAGCUGCCACCCUUCAAGGACAGGGAAGAGACCACUGUGGGGUGACAGCCAGAGGAAUAAGAACUUGGUCCCUCCCCAGAGGUAAACACUUGGUCCAAAGGUUUGCAGGGGCCAAAUGUUGUUUUUUUUUUUUUUCCUUGAGACGGAGUCUCGCUUUGUUGCCCAGGCUGGAGUGCAGUGGCCCGAUCUCAGUUCAUUAAAGCUCCGCCUCCUGGAUUCAUGCCAUUCUCCUGCCUCAGCCUCCCGAGUAGCUGGGACUACAGGCGCCCACCACCAUGCCCGGCUAAUUUUUUGUAUUUUUAGUAGAGAUGGGGUUUCAUCGUGUUAUCCAGGAUGGUCUCAAUCUCCUGACCUCGUGAUCCGCCCGCCUCGGCCUCCCAAAGUGCGGGGAUUACAGGCGUGAGCCACUGUGCCUGGCAAAAUGCUGUUCUUUAGGUCAGCGAACUGAAAGAGUAAAAGACUGCCAGGUGUGGUGGCUCAUGCCUGUAAUACCAACACUUCGAGAGGCUGAGCGGGGAGGAUCACCCGAGGUCAAGAGUUUGAGACCAGCCUGGCCAACAUAGUGAAACACUGUCUCUACUAACAAUACAAUAAUUAGCUGGGCAUGGUCGCAGGUGCCUGUAAUCUCAGCUGCUUGGGAGGCUGAGGCAGGAGAAUCACUUGUACCCAGGAGGCAGAGGUUGCAGUGAGCCGAGAUCAUACCACUGCUCUCCAGCCUGGGCAACAGAGCAAGACUCUGUCUCAAUAAAUAAAUAAAUAAAUAUGUUUAAAAAAGAGUAAAAGACUAAAAGACUGUUACUGGUCUGGUCCAGUGAUGCCACCCAACCAGAUGAAUUCUCCGUGGCUUGUUUUGUGUCAGGUAAUUCUCCAGAAUGGCAGCCUUGCUACUGCACCAGUCCUAACCUAACUCCCACAUGCGGCACACAGGAUGUGUUCAUAACCAGGCACAGAGGAGACAAGCUGAUAUUUUGCAAGUCCAGAUUCUUCCAAACCUAAUGGGUAAUAAGCCAUUGUUUCUGGCUGGGCAUGGUGGUUCACACCUGUAAUCCCAGCUCUUUGGGAGGCAGAGGCAGAGGGACAGCUUGAGCUCAGGAGUUUGAGACCAGCCUGGGCUAAUAUAGUGUGACCCCAUUCUCCAGAAAAAGGAAAAAGAAAAAAAGUGUAACCAGCGUUUCUGCAGAACACUGCCUGCAUAAGCCAGGUGUGGUGGUGCACACCUGUAGUCUCAGCUACUCAGGAGGCUGAGGUGAGAGAAUCCCAUGAAUCCAAGAGUUCAAGACCAGCCUGGGCAACACAGUGACACCCUGUCUCAAAACAAACAACAACAAAAACGCCAAACAUUCUGUAGAACUCAUGUAAAUAGACAUUGCAUGACAAAGGGGGUCUGAAAUCCAAGAAGCAGGGUGAGACAACAUAAAAUGUGUUUCCUCACUGCAUCAUGUGAAUUUCUAAGACAGAGGCUCCCAAAGUAUUUCACUAUGGAACGCUUUUUAUUAGGAAGCACUUCACAGAACUAAGAUACCUCGGCCGGACAUGGUGGCUCACACCCGUAAUCCCAGCACUUUGGGAGGCCAAGGCCCGCAGUUCGCCUGAACUCAGGAGUUCAAGACCAGCUUGGACAACAUGAUG